Molecule: messenger RNA, 2262 nt
Organism: Mesocricetus auratus (golden hamster)
Lineage: Eukaryota; Metazoa; Chordata; Mammalia; Rodentia; Cricetidae
Gene: Vgll2
Product: vestigial like family member 2
Exons: 3
Coding region: 964-1839 (291 amino acids)
Biological process (GO): regulation of transcription by RNA polymerase II
Cellular component (GO): nucleus
Source: RefSeq, a predicted model, not a curated record
GGACAGAGCAAAAGCACACACCUGGGGUGGUAGAAUUCUAGACCAGCCUGGAAAAUGAGACCUGGUCUUCUCUUUGGGGAACAGUGAAACCAACUGCAGUGUUUGAGUCAAUACUUCAGUUUUGUUUUGCAAACCCCAACAAUGUGUUAAGACAAUGAAAAUGAGUAGAUUUUGCGUUAGCCCGAACACACACACACACACACACACACACACAAAAUCACAUACUCCCGCAAAAACUUUGCAACCUAGAAUUUGUAGUCCUGAUUUGUGUUAGGUUUAGGAAUCACCACGGCUUCUCAUUGUAAAUGAAGUGGAAAUGUGGCAUUCAGGGUGUGGUGGUGGUGUUAAAAACUGGAAUCUUUGGGCUCCGGAGAUCAGGAGCCCGUUCCCAGUGUGGGACGAUCUACUGCAAAAGGGAUACUUAGAUCUAGCUGGCCCUUUCUCCUCCUGGGCCCCAGGCCGGUCUACUACGUCAAAUCUACUUUGUAUGACCCUGCCCUUCCCUUCCAGGCCACCUCUGCCUUGAGAAUGAUUUAAUUCUGCAUCCAGUCGAUGGUUCAUUUCUAAGACAAUGUUCUUAGUAGUUGCCUCUGGUCUUAAAGUUGCUCUGAUACAGUGAUUAACUCAGGACCCAACCUUCUUCGUGCUCCUUUUUAUAACUUCUGUUUGGGGAUGCUAAUCAGCUGCCGACUUUUCUGUUUGGGGAUGCUAGUGUGCUGUUCGCCUGCUGACUUUUCCUUACUUAAAUGAUGUUUUAAAACUACAAAUACAGAGAAUAUGCCUGCUGCCCCAGCACUUGGGAGGCUGAGACAGGAAGAUCUUAGUUCAAGGCCACUCUCAGCUAUGUGGCAAGUUUCAGGUCAGCCUAGGCUGUAUGAAACUUGCAUCAAAGCCAGUCAAAUGAAUGCAAACAACUGACACCGACUUUGGAUAUUUUUGUGGAAACUAGCCUACUACUCAAAAAUGCAGGAAGCCCAAGAAUGCAGUGCCAGCCCCAGCAGCAGCGCCAGUGGGAGCUCCUCGUUUUCCAACCAAACCCCAGCCAGUGUAAAAGAAGAGGAUGACAGCCCGGAGAAAGAGCGCCCACCCGAAGCUGAGUACAUCAAUUCCAGAUGUGUACUCUUCACCUACUUCCAGGGCGACAUCAGCUCUGUGGUGGAUGAACAUUUCAGUAGGGCCCUGAGCCAGCCUAGCAGCUAUACCCCCAGCUGUACCAGCAGCAAAGCUCACCGGAGCUCCGGGCCCUGGAGAGCAGAAGGCACCUUCCCGAUGAGCCAGCGCAGCUUCCCCGCCUCCUUCUGGAACAGCGCGUACCAGGCGCCGGUGCCCGCGCCCCUGGGAAGUCCUCUGGCCGCCGCGCACUCGGAGCUGCCCUUCGCCGCAGACCCCUACUCUCCAGCCGCGCUGCACGGCCACCUGCACCAGGGCGCGGCCGACUGGCACCACGCACACCCGCACCACGCACACCCGCACCCGCACCAUCCCUACGCGCUGGGCGGCGCCCUGGGAGCGCAAGCCUCAGCCUACCCGCGGCCAGCCGUGCAUGAGGUCUACGCACCCCACUUCGAUCCGCGCUACGGGCCGCUGCUCAUGCCCGCAGCCUCGGGCCGCCCCAGCCGCCUGGCUCCUGCCUCAGCGCCCGCUCCCGGCAGCCCGCCCUGCGAGCUCGCCGCCAAGGGAGAGCCGGCAGGCGGCGCGUGGGCCGCGCCCGGGGGACCCUUCGUGAGUCCCACGGGGGACGUGGCCCAGAGUCUGGGCCUCAGCGUGGACUCAGGUAAGCGGAGGAGGGAGUGCAGUCUUCCCGCAGCCCCUCCAGCACUGUACCCGACUCUGGGCUGAGCCCCAGGCACCCUGACUUCCCUUGGGAGACCUCCCAGGACCAUGUGGCUGAGAGAUUGCAUGCCAUCAUUUGUUUCUACGGGUAGAUGUCUCUAGAAAGUAGCACCCUGCCCUCGACCUGGCUGCUCGGUGGUACAGAGGACUCUUUUUGUUCUUUGAAUAAAGUUCGAUGGAAAAAUUCUAGCCUGUGUUGAUCAGAACUGUAGCCACUAACCACACGUGACUACUAAGCCUUUGCCCUGUGGCUAGGAUGGACCGUGAUGUGCUGUCAGACAUAAAACACACUGGAUUUCCAAGACUGCAAAAGAAAAAUGAUGUAAAACCUCAUCUCGUUAACAUUUUAUACUGAGUUUGCAUGUUCUAAUAUGUCCAGCAGUUGCCUAUUGGUGUUAUUGGGUUAAAUAAAAUAUACCAUUAAAAGGC